Messenger RNA from Scutellospora calospora, 323 nucleotides. The record is from the annotation of a GenBank genome assembly. NCBI's taxonomy places the organism in Eukaryota, Fungi, Glomeromycota, Glomeromycetes, Diversisporales, Gigasporaceae.
AUGACUUCGUCUGUUGUAGGCAAAGGUAUUUUUACAGAAACCGUUCGAAAAGCUCUGAACUACAUUAACAUUAAUCUUUCAGAAGUUACAGUUGGUAAUAUUAACCGAUUUGAAAAAAUAGUUGAAGGUUAUCCACAAAAUACAGUGGGUAUUAUUGUAACAUCUCAAACAGGAUGCUCAAUCAGUAGUUCGAAACGUGCAAAGUCUCAAAAGUCUUCAGCCAGUAUUAUAUUUACGAGUAUUAAUGAAAUGGCAACUGAUAUUCCAGCAUACUUUUUAUUAAGAAAAGAUCAUAAAUGUAAAGAUCAUGAUCUUAUAGAAAA